Molecule: messenger RNA, 489 nt
Organism: Aspergillus affinis
Lineage: Eukaryota; Fungi; Ascomycota; Eurotiomycetes; Eurotiales; Aspergillaceae
Exons: 2
Coding region: 1-489 (162 amino acids)
Source: RefSeq, a predicted model, not a curated record
AUGGAGGCACCAACUAUGUUUGGUGAUUUGAGAACUCGGCACCCUUUGCCCACCUUGGAUACUGUGCGAGCGAUGAUCGAUGUUGGCAACCUGAGUCCGAUUGAGUUUCUACGUCAGAGAGGCUUGGGUGAUGUGGUUUUUGGGGGGGUGAUACUUGAGGUUCGUGAUAAGGGUUUACUCAUGGAUCUGGCUGUGUGUCGGGAGGGCCUCUUUAAAGUUAGUAGAAUCCUCAAGAAUUGGGGAAUACCAUACUACAAAUCCGAGGGUAGCUGCCUGGAGGUGCACAGUGACAGCUAUCAAACCUCAUGGCUUAUCGAACUGCGUCUAAUCUAUGUUACGGAGUACGCAAGUUGUUUAGAUGCAGCGAAAGGGGCCAUAUUCGCGAAAGAUCAGUCGGUCUACCAGUGGUUUGAGUCAAACAUCUUUCGCCUUUCGACCAGAAUCAACGCGGCACACAACAUGGCACAGGAUGAGGCAGAGAAUAUGUAG